Soboliphyme baturini is the source of this 234-nucleotide messenger RNA. Lineage: Eukaryota; Metazoa; Nematoda; Enoplea; Dioctophymatida; Soboliphymatidae. The record is from the annotation of a GenBank genome assembly.
AUGGACGAACUGACGAGUGGACAAACGGUAGGGCAGAGCACAGCCGAACUGAGUACAGUGGAGUUCAGUCCAGUCAAGUCCAGUCCAUUCAAGCCAUAUUCCGUUCCUGUCCUAGUCGCUGUCCCUAGGUCUCGGUCUCGGUCUCGGUUUCGAUCCGAUCCGAUCCGUCCGGUCCGGUCCGGUCCGGGUCCGGUCCGGUCCAGUCUGUUCACGCUUCACGCACACAGCUACUGA